Molecule: messenger RNA, 2975 nt
Organism: Polyodon spathula (Mississippi paddlefish)
Lineage: Eukaryota; Metazoa; Chordata; Actinopteri; Acipenseriformes; Polyodontidae
Product: transcription factor 7-like 1-B
Exons: 12
Coding region: 869-2590 (573 amino acids)
Biological process (GO): canonical Wnt signaling pathway; regulation of transcription by RNA polymerase II
Cellular component (GO): beta-catenin-TCF complex
Molecular function (GO): RNA polymerase II cis-regulatory region sequence-specific DNA binding; DNA-binding transcription factor activity, RNA polymerase II-specific
Source: RefSeq, a predicted model, not a curated record
UAACAUCUCCGCACAUUCCUGCUCGACCUCGCCGUGGGAAGGUCGCUCUUACUUGCUGCUAUGCAGAGUGGCCGAUAGCGAUACCUAACCCAAGCACUGCAAUUUCGUGGCGACCGCAACCGAGAAAGGGACGGGCGAAUAUACAGUCAGGGUCCAGCCUGUUUUCAGACUGAACCCCGUCGCUGAAACUUUAUUUUUGUAACAGCCUCCGUGUGUACAUUUUCACAUACGCGGGCGCUCCGCGCAAGUUCGAAGAGUCAGACUCCGUCCUAACUUUUUAGGUGUAAAAGCCCAAAAAACAAAAACAAACAAACAAACAAAAAAAAAACACCCGAACCGCGGCUCCAAUGGAACCUACGAGAUGAUUUUAAUUUCUUUCCUUUUUUUUCGUUUUUAUUUUUUGGCACCUACCUCCGAGGUUGCUCCGGUCGUCGAUACCAGCUUGGAACGGAGCAGAACCGCAAGUUUACGCUCCUGAGCGACGGACUCGCCUUUCUGAGUUGCGGCGGCUUUUUUUAAAUCGGUUUGCGUUGUGUUGUUUCUACUUUUGCAAUUACAUUUUUUAAACCAUUGUGGAUUACUUCUUAGCGAUAUUUUUUUUAAAAAAAGGAACAUUCGUGUUUUGCUUAUAACCAUGAAAAGGAGAGAGAUUCUGAAAAUGUUUCUCUACAAGAGUAUCUGAACCGUGGGGUCCGAGACGCGCACCACUUGUUUUUUGCAGAGAAAGUGGACCCGAUUAAAUACUGGUUAUUGUCCUGAACGGGAGCCGGGUGCAGCGGCACAGGAUACAGCAGGAAUAAACAAAAAGGGUUUUUUAUAUAUAUAUAUAUUGAUCUAUUGGAUUUAAAAACUAUUUUAACGUGCAAAUAUGCCGCAGUUGAACGGAGGCGGUGGGGAUGAUUUGGGGGCGAACGACGAGAUGAUCCCCUUUAAAGAUGAAGGGGAGCAGGAGGAAAAAAUCUCCGAAAAUGUUUCGGCGGAGAGGGACUUGGACGACGUAAAAUCCUCGCUUGUGAACGAGUCGGAAAAUAACAGCAGUUCGUCAGAUUCUGAGGCGGAGAGGCGCCCUCAACCCACAAGGCAGGACUUGGAAAAUUACGAGAAAGCUAGAGAGUACUUUAGCGAAGCUUUAAGAAGACAGCAAGAUGGAGGAUUUUUUAAGAGUCCUCAUUAUCCUGGAUAUCCGUUUCUAAUGAUCCCGGAUCUCUCAAACCCUUACCUCUCCAGCGGCUCCCUCUCCACCGGCGCUAGAACGUACCUGCAGAUGAAAUGGCCGCUCCUCGAUGUUCCCGGCUCAGCCGGACUGAAGGACUCCAGGGCAUCAACACCUGGACACUUGUCGAACAAGGUCCCGGUGGUGCAACACCCCCACCACAUGCACCCCCUGACCCCCCUCAUCACCUACAGCAACGAACACUUCUCCCCGGGCACCCCCCCCUCCCACCUCUCUCCAGAGAUCGACCCAAAGACAGGUAUCCCGAGGACGCCCCACCCCUCAGAACUCUCGCCCUACUACCCGCUGUCCCCCGGCGCUGUGGGGCAGAUCCCGCACCCUCUGGGGUGGCUGGUACCGCAGCAGGGCCAGCCCAUGUACUCGAUACCUCCGGGGGGGUUCAGACACCCCUACCCAGCUCUUGCAAUGAAUGCGUCCAUGUCGAGUUUGGUGUCCAGUCGCUUCUCCCCCCACAUGGUGUCCCAUCACCCACACAGUCUUCACCAGACGGGCAUCCCUCACCCUGCCAUAGUCUCGCCCGCCAUCAAGCAGGAGCCCAACCAGGGCCACCUGAGCCCCUCCAUGCACCCGAAGUCUCCCGCGCCCCUAAAAAAAGAGGAGGAAAAGAAACCACACGUGAAGAAGCCACUCAACGCGUUCAUGCUCUACAUGAAGGAGAUGAGGGCCAAAGUGGUGGCAGAGUGCACGCUCAAGGAGAGCGCAGCCAUCAACCAGAUACUGGGCAGACGGUGGCACUCCCUGACACGAGAAGAGCAAGCCAAGUACUAUGAACUGGCGCGCAAAGAACGGCAGCUCCACUCGCAGCUCUACCCUGGCUGGUCAGCACGAGAUAACUACGGCAAAAGGAAAAAGAGGAAGAGGGAAAAGCAGCAGCCAGAUGGAGAGCCAGAAGAUCAAUUCUCCUCGCGGAACAAGAAGCCGUGUGCACAGUACGUGCCUCCUGAGAAGACGUGCGACAGCCCGGCCUCGUCCCACGGCAGCAUGCUGGACUCUCCCGCCACUCCCUCCGUGGCCCUGGCCUCUCCUGCUGCCCCCGCGGCCACACACUCGGAGCAGGCACAGCCGCUGUCCCUGACCACCAAACCAGCGGGUCAGGCGCACCCCCCUCCCCACCACUUCUCUCUGUCCAGCAAGCCCCGAGGCCCCUCUCCUUCCUCCACCCAAACCGGCCUCUCGCUGUCAGUUGGCUCUCCGGGCAGCCAAUCUCCGCAUAUCCUGUCGCGGCCAAUCCCCUUCAGCUCACUCCAACACGCCAUGUUGACUCCUCCCGCUUCCUUUCAUCAGGCAGCCCUCCAUUCCCACCAUGCAUUGCUCCAGUCCCAGCCGUUGUCCUUGGUAACCAAAUCAGCUGACUAAAAAAAGAGAAUUAAUGUUUUUUUUUAAAUGCUGUAUAUUGCUUUUUACAUUAAUAGUUAUUAUUAAAGGACAAAAUUUUAAAAAAAUUACUGAAAGGAAGUUUUUUUUUUUUUAUUAUUGGUCAAUAUUUGACCACCAACUCCAAUUUUUUUUUUUUUGUGUAAAGUUUACCACAGUUCAUGAACGGGAUGUUUUUCUUGUAUUUUUGUUUCUUUUUAAAUGCAUUUAUCCAACAGACUAUGUAGAAAAAGAAAUGUUUUCUAAAGGUUUCUUUUUAAUUUAGUUAAUCUUCGGGAGGCUAGUUGGGAGUUUUAUUUCCAGUACUGAGUGUGUGAACAAUCUUGAGAGACGUGUUCAAUAAACCUUGAAAUCCUCUUUUGUAAAA